Molecule: messenger RNA, 561 nt
Organism: Postia placenta MAD-698-R-SB12
Lineage: Eukaryota; Fungi; Basidiomycota; Agaricomycetes; Polyporales; Adustoporiaceae
Exons: 4
Coding region: 15-431 (138 amino acids)
Source: RefSeq, a predicted model, not a curated record
UCCCAUUGUUCAUCAUGCCGAUUCCAACUGGUCGCUACAUUAUCCAGAACAUUCGCAGCAAGAACCAGCUGCAGCUGCCUGACCCUAACGAUGGCUCUCCUGUGCAAGCUACCUCCGAGGACCAUACGGGGACUAUCCCGCUGAGGUGGAACAUCGUACAGCUCGGUAACGGCAAGUACACCAUCCAGAACCAGGACAACGCGUCGUACGCCAACUGUGGGCACCGCUCGUCGCCCGGCGACGAGGUCGUUGGUCGACGCAACGGCCAGCAAUUCUCCAUCCAAGAGACGAGGGUCAGGGGACAGUACACUAUCGCCCCAUCUGACUCUCAGUUGUGCUGGAGCCUGCCAGACGAUGAGCUCGACACCCCUGUCGUCCUUGCGUCGUCCUUCACGGACUCUCGCAACCAGUGGCAGUUCAUCAGGGCUUGAGGAUGUUGAGACCUGUUGACAUGUCGGAGUGUGCACGCCAGCGUAUCUUCUGAGUAUAUACAUGAAAGCCUCUCGCGUUACCUUUAAAUGUUUAAAUCCAUUUGUCUCGGAAACAUUUCGUCGCUGAGCA